Molecule: messenger RNA, 1222 nt
Organism: Vitis riparia (riverbank grape)
Lineage: Eukaryota; Viridiplantae; Streptophyta; Magnoliopsida; Vitales; Vitaceae
Product: ankyrin repeat-containing protein At5g02620-like
Exons: 3
Coding region: 303-1214 (303 amino acids)
Cellular component (GO): plasma membrane
Molecular function (GO): protein phosphatase 1 binding; protein phosphatase regulator activity
Source: RefSeq, a predicted model, not a curated record
UCACUCCACCGGCUCACACUGGCCCCAUGGGUAGAACAGCUUUGCACGCAGCUGUGAUUGGCCGUGACCCAAUAAUGGUAUAAGAAAUUCUGAAAUGGAAGUCAGAUCUAACAAAAGAAGUAGAUGAAAAUGGGUGGUCUCCGCUUCACUGCGCUGCAUACUUGGGUCAUGUUCCAAUAGCGAGGCAAUUGCUUCAUAAAUCUGAUAAUUCUGUAGUCUACCUAAGGGUCAAAAACUAUGACAACAAGACAGCUCUUCAUAUUGCAGCCACCCGUGGAAACAAGCUCAUAGCAAAACUGUUGAUGUCACGCUAUCCAGAUUGUUGUGAGCAAUUGGAUGUUAAUGGAAAUAAUGUUGUUCACUUAUUCAUGAUGCAAAGAAGAUGUUUCAAAAGCUUCAUAAAGAUUCCCUGGAUGAAUGUGAGAGCACUUAUAAAUGAGAAGAAUGUUGAAGGACAAACACCUCUCCAUCUGCUCGCCCAUUCCCAGCUGGGAUGUCGUUCUUUCAUAUUUAAAGAGGAAGUAGAUAAGAUGGCACUUAACAACCAAAGCUCAACUGCUUUGGACGUAAUUUUACUGGCCGAGGAUUUAUUUGGAAAAAAGGAUUUUAUCAUAUCAAGACUGAAAAAUGCCAAAGCUAGAGUCGGGCCUUUGUUUUGGCAGAAGGCUAUGAGGAAAGAUAAGGACAAGAAAAACGAGGACAAGAAAGACGAGGACAUGAGCCAAAGCAAACGUAGUAAAGGUUUAGAGUCUUUAGACACCUCUUUCUUAAGGGAAGCAAGUCAGAGCCAUUUGAUUGUGGCCGCACUUGUCGCGACUGUAUCGUUCACAGCAGGUUUUACACUGCCCGGCGGUUAUAAGGAUGGUGACGGCAUGGCCAUUUUAAGCAACAAGCCAGCUUUUAAAGCAUUUGUUGUGUCUGAUUCCCUGGCUCUGGUGCUCUCUGUGACUGCUGUAUUGUUUUCUUUUUAUACUGCAUUGUCUAAAAGAAAGAAGCGAGUCAUUUUAUUUGUAAGGCCGGCGUAUUGGCUCACCAAGUUGGGUGUAGGAGCAAUGGUGGUAGCAUUCUUUACCGGCUUAUACACCGUACUGCCGCAUCACUCAGGGAUUGCAAUUUUUACUUUUAUCAUCUGCAUCUGCUGUUCAGUUUUCAGCAUAAUCUCUGGUUCGGUACCCCAAAGGUGGAUCACAAAAUGUACUAAAUUUAGGUCAUGAAAUAUACG